Stegodyphus dumicola is the source of this 1549-nucleotide messenger RNA. RefSeq lists its product as uncharacterized. The record is from RefSeq and is a predicted model, not a curated record. Lineage: Eukaryota; Metazoa; Arthropoda; Arachnida; Araneae; Eresidae.
AUGUCAAAAAACGAAGAAUCACCUGAAGUUGAAAAGAAAACUGAGAUUAGUGCUGUAGUGGAUCAAGCUCUUUCCAAAUUUAUCUUCUACUCCGGACUGCCACCUACUGUCAACAAGCUUUGUCUGAAAGAGUUAGCAGCCUGUAAUAUAAAUAUUGUGGAUGAUUGUCAAAAUCCUAUUGAGAUUCUUAUUGGGGCUGAUGUAGCUGGAAAACUCAUGACAGGUGGUCGUCGUGAGUUGCCUUGUGGUCUCGUAGCUAUUGAGACCAAAUUUGGAUGGUCAGUUAUGGGACGAAUGCCGAAUACUUCGAAAAGUGAGUUUUCAUCAUCGUUCUUAGUUACAUCCUUGUUAUCUACUGUGGAGACCAUAACAGAUCUAUGGACUUUGGACACACUUGGGAUCACUGACCCAUCAGUCAAGAAAAACCAGACUGAACUACAAGAAGCUGCUCGGUUACAUUUUCUAAAUACAGUUCGUAUAGUCGAUGAUCGUUUCGAGGUUGAUUUGCCCUGGUUGGAAUAUCAUCCACCACUAACAGACUAUUUUGACUUAGCCGAGAGAAGACUGAACAAAACUGUUAAACGUCUUAAAAUCGAGUCCAAUUAUGAAGCUUAUGGAGAUGUUUUCAAGGAAUGGCUAGAAGAGGGAGUAAUUGAAGAGGCUGAUAAAAAUUAUCAAGGGCAAGUUCUUUACCUUCCUCAUCGAGAAGUUAUCAAAAAGAAUAGCACUACAAAACUCCGACCGCUUCCGAGUAUUUUAACACGCUUUCGAAAAGAAAAGAUUGGUGUUAUUGCUGAUAUACGAAGAGCCUUUCUUCAAAUAAGUGUUUCACCUACUGAUAGAGACUUUUUGCGGUUCUUAUGGCUUGAUAGUGAUGGUCAACUGAAAGUGUACAGGCACUGCCGUGUAGUUUUUGGUGUAGCAAGUAGCCCUUUUCUUCUAAACUCUACUAUUCAGCUUCACCUACAAACUGUUUUAGAGAAAAUAGAAACCGGUGAAUCCUUAUAUACGAAAGGUGUCAUUCAAAAACUUAUGCAUAGUUUUUAUGUUGACAAUUGUGUCAGUUGUGUUAAAAAUGAAGAAGAACUCAAUCAUUUUAUUAGUGUAUCAACUGAGGUAAUGGCUGAGAGAAAAUUUGAGCUUAGAGGGUGGGAGUUCAAGUUCAAUGAUAUUAAUGCUGAUGCUUCUGCUGAUACAAAUGUGCUCGGUUUAAUAUGGAAUAAAAAAUCUGACACUCUAAGAAUAAAUACUGGUAGUAUAAAAGAGUUAUGUUUUGAAAAAGUGACUAAGCGCUUAAUCUUAUCUACAGCUCAUAGAUUGUUUGAUCCUCUUGGUAUAUGUUGUCCUGUUAUCCUUAUCCCUAAGUUAUUACUUCAAGAAACUUGGAAGCAGAAGAUAACAUGGGAUGAAGAAGUUGAUACCUGUACGAGAACUACAUUUUUAAAAUGGUUGAAAGAUAUUGACUAUCUGGAAAAGAUCCAUUUUCCAAGAUAUUUUGGUUCAAGGAGUACGAGUGAAAAUACUUCAGUACAUAUUUUCUGUGAUGCCA